Molecule: messenger RNA, 1673 nt
Organism: Prosopis cineraria
Lineage: Eukaryota; Viridiplantae; Streptophyta; Magnoliopsida; Fabales; Fabaceae
Product: cytochrome c oxidase subunit 2-like
Exons: 1
Coding region: 320-1030 (236 amino acids)
Biological process (GO): ATP synthesis coupled electron transport
Cellular component (GO): membrane
Molecular function (GO): cytochrome-c oxidase activity; copper ion binding
Source: RefSeq, a predicted model, not a curated record
UCUGAGACUAUCUAUCUAGUACGAUUGAUCAAGUCAGUCAGUAAAGUCUCUUAGCUAGGUCUUUAUGGAAUUAGCAGGUCGGUCUAGGUAUAUUUCUCCUGAGAAAUGAGUUCUUUCCUUUGUGCAUCUUUCUUUUCCCAUGUCUUUCUUGGUUGGUAAACCCAACUGGCGAUUUCCGUCUUCCUGAAUUGGGAGAGCAAGCAAGAAAAAGAAAGUCUCUCCUUUUGGGAGCAGAGCAGUCAAAUAAUGAACCAAAGCAAAUGAUUGUUAUUGUUCUAAAUCAAUUAUUAACGAAUUCUUCUUGUGAUGUAGCGGAACCAUGGCAAUUAGGGUUUCAAGACGCAGCAACACCUAUGAUGCAAGGAAUAAUAGACUUACAUCACGAUAUCUUUUUCUUCCUCAUUUUGAUUUUGGUUUUCGUAUCACGGAUCUUGGUUCGCGCUUUAUGGCAUUUCAACUAUCAAAAAAUCCAAUCCCGCAAAGGAUUGUUCAUGGAACUACUAUCGAGAUUCUUCGGACCAUAUUUCCUAGUAUCAUCCCGAUGUUCAUUGCUAUACCAUCAUUUGCUCUGUUAUACUCAAUGGACGAGGUAGUAGUAGAUCCAGCCAUUACUAUCAAAGCUAUUGGACAUCAAUGGUAUCGGACUUAUGAGUAUUCAGACUAUAACAGUUCCGAUGAACAGUCACUAACUUUUGACAGUUAUACGAUUCCAGAAGAUGAUCUAGAAUUGGGUCAAUCACGUUUAUUAGAAGUGGACAAUAGAGUGGUUGUACCAGCCAAAACUCAUCUACGUAUUAUUAUAACACCUGCUGAUGUACCUCAUAGUUGGGCUGUACCUUCCUUAGGUGUCAAAUGUGAUGCUGUACUUGGUCGUUUAAAUCAGAUCUCUAUUUCGGUACAACGAGAAGGGGUUUACUAUGGUCAGUGCAGUGAGAUUUGUGGAACUAAUCAUGCCUUUACGCCUAUUGUCGUAGAAGCUGUUCCUAGUAAAGAUUAUGGUUCUUGGGUAUCCAAUCAAUUAAUACCAUAAACGGUAUCCAAUCAAUUAAUCCCACAAACGGUAUCCAAUCAAUUUAUUCUUUUUUUUAUUAGGUAGAACUACUGUGAGCGGAUAACCGGAAAGAUAACCAAAAAAAGAACUACUGUGAGCGGUUUAAACUUCGACCCUUAUUUCUUUUUUUUUUGAUAGACCCUUAUUUCUUCUCGCUGCACACCUCGUCCCACAAUGUUCUUUUCUUGGGCCUGGAUUUAUUGACUAAGCAACGUUGGAACUUCGACGGCUUUCGCCCGACUUUCAGCUGCGAGCUCGGCCGCCUGAAUUGAAUAAAAGGUGCCAUUUGGGCAUCAAGCUCCUCCCGUAGUCGACCACGUUCGUUGUCACGAACCCGAUCUAUUUCUCGGGCUUGCUCCAACCGGCUGUCGACUUCGUCAAGAAACUCUUGCGAAUACUCUCCUCAAGGAAGGAGCCUUUCUUGCUCGUUGCUUGUUCCUGUGCGACUAACGCACAACAAGCACCGAGCAAUCAAACUAAAGCAGCAAUCCAACUAAAGCAGCAAUCAAACUAAAGCAGCAAUCCAACUAAAGCAGCAAUCAAACUAAAGCAGCAAUCAAACUAAAGCAGCAAUCCAACUAAAGCAGCAAUCCAACUAAAGCAGCAAGAAAACGGCUGCAGC